CGCCAGUCUGGUCCGCGCCCUCACAGUAGCGCGAGCGCGAGGAGCGGCACCGCGGAGCGCGAGCGCAUUCCUCCGGCUCGAGCUGCUGCUGCUCCCGUUAGAACGCGUGCACGAGCGCGCGAGAAAGAAAGAAAGAAAACGAGAGAGAUAAAGAAAGAGAGAUUAAGAGAAGAGGAGAGAAAGGGCGCGCGCGAGAAAGAGAGAGAGAUCCGUCCGCUCUCUCCUCCACCACUCGUGUGGGAUAUUUGAGCUGCGCGUGCUCUGCAGGGGGGCGAUGAGGAGGAGGAACCCGGACCCCUCUCACGCGCCCGGGGCUGAAAGUGCGGCUGAGACGCGGCAGCGGCGGUGCACGUGCACGUGCGCGGCGGUGGAUGUGUGUACGGGGGACUUCUCCUUCUAGGACACCUCUGCUCGGAUGCUGCGCGCGCCCUGUGGAUCCAUUCUUUCCUUCGCUCGUCAAGGACGUCGUGCGCUCGUGCGUGCAUGCUUGCGUGCGUGUGCGCGUGCAAGCUUUUGAGUGAGUGUGUUUGUGUGCAUUUGUAAGAGUGUGUGUGAGAGUGAGUGUACGAGUGUGUGUGUGCACUCAGCAAUGACUCAGAGCUAGGCUAGCUGGUGCUCGUGCUCACUUUUUUGUUUUUAGGACAUAAUCUGCUUGUCCUCGUGCGUUGGUUUGCGUUGGGUUGGGUUGGGUUGUGAGUCCUUGCGGUUGAGUAUAUGUUAGUUAGUGUGAGUGUGUGUGUGUGCACGCGCUUGCUGGCGCGUUCUAGGUGUUUUUUUAGCGUGCAUGUGAGAAUUUGUAUGCGAUUGUAUGCAAGUGUAUGCGCGUGGAUGCGAGUGUGUGCAAGUGUGUACGCGUGCACGCGCCCGUUUGUGGAUGGUGGAAGUGCCAGAAUCGAGGCUAAAGGAAGCUGAAGUAUCCGGUGCCCGCCUGCUGCCGCUACAGCUGCCACUACAGCUGCCACCGCUGUAUGGUUUGGACAGUGUUUGCACUUGUUUGGGACGGAAGUAGGUGAGGAAGAGGAGGAGGAAGAGGAAGAAGUUCAAGAAGCUGUGGUUUGGAACGAAGAAAGGCAACGCAACCACAAAUAUAUAAAGUGGUGUGCAUCGAAAAUAAAGUGGAGCUAUCCUUCCAGGACUGAAAAGAAAGAAAGAAGAUAAAAAGCAAGAUAUUGGCUGCUGAAUGACUGACUGAUUGAUGAGAUCAGCAUCUUUCCAAGGGAUCUGGAUCUGAAGCUAAAAAAGAAAAUAUAAAACGAGGCAGCGAAAGAAAGAGAGAAAAAGAGAAAGAGAAAGGAGCUGCAUCUCACAGGUUCCUCUGAGAAGAGUGAGCCUCAUUCCCUCCCUGUUGGUGGAUCCUCCCAGUGGGGUUAAAUCAGGAUUCGCCUCUCAGGAUUGGACAUAUUUGGACCCACAUCCUUUAUAAAUACAGGAACAAAAGGUACAGAGAUCAGUCAUGGAGAGGGCUCUGCUGUGCCUGGCGCUGUUCUGGCUGCCCGCCGCCUCCAUGCUGUGCCCGAAGCGCUGCACGUGUCAGAACCUGCUGCCGUCCUACACCGUCCUCUGCGCCAAGACCGGCCUGCUGUUCGUCCCCCCCAACAUCGACCGGCAGACGGCCGAGCUGCGGCUGAUGGACAACUUCAUCACCACGCUGCGGCACCGCGACUUCGCCAACAUGAGCAGCCUGAUCCACCUCACGCUCUCCCGCAACACCAUCAGCCUCAUCCUGCCCUACACCUUCGCCGACCUGCAGGACCUCCACGCCCUGCACCUGGACGCCAACCGCCUCACCAUGCUGGACGACACGCACCUGCAGGGCCUGGUCAACCUGCGCCACCUCAUCCUCGCCAACAACCAGCUGCACAGCAUCUCCGACGGAGCCUUCCAGGAUUUUCUGGAGACUCUAGAGGACCUGGACCUGUCCUACAACAAUCUGGUGGACGUCCCGUGGGACACCAUAUCCCUUCUGGUCAGCGUCAACACUCUGAGUCUGGACCACAAUCUCAUCGAGUUCGUGCCGGAGGGAAUCUUCUCCAAUCUGCACAAGCUGGCCCGGCUGGACAUGACGUCCAACAAGCUGAAGAAGAUCCCGCCGGACCCGCUGUUCCUUCGGAUCCCGGUCUAUGCCAAGAUGAAGGGGUCGCCGCUGACGGCGCUGGUGCUGAGUUUCGGCGGGAACCCGCUGCACUGUAACUGCGAGCUGGUAUGGUUGCGACGGCUGACGCGCGAAGACGACCUGGAAACCUGCGCCUCGCCCAAAGAACUGGCUGGGAAGUACUUCUGGACCAUCCGGGAGGAGGAGUUCGUUUGCGAGCCGCCGAUGAUCACCCGCCACACCUCUAAGAUGUUCGUGAUGGAGGGUCAGGAGGUCAGCCUGAGGUGUCGCUCGGUGGGCGACCCCGAGCCCACCACGCACUGGGUCAGCCCUGACGGAAAACUCAUCGGGAACACCUCCCGUACCACCGCCUUCGAGAACGGAUCCCUGGACAUCCUCACCGCCACCGUCAAAGACUCGGGCGUCUUCACCUGCAUAGCCUCCAACGCCGCCGGCGAGGCAACCGCUCCGGUGGAGCUGGUGGUCAACCCUUCCCCUCAUUACGACCCCAAACUGGAGCCUGAGCCCGGACCCUCGGACAUGCCCACCUCCAUCAAGUCCAACAGCAGCAGCAGCAGCAGCAGCGUGGGUCAGCCUCGGGCCGAGCACCGCGUCAGCGUGACCGAAAUAACCUCCAUGUCGGCCAUCGUCCGCUGGCCGUCUCAAAGCCAUAUUCCUGGGGUUCGCAUGUACCAGAUACAGUACAACAGCUCCACCGACGAGAUCCUCAUCUACAGGAUGAUCCCAGCCUCCCAUAAGCUCUUCCAGCUGAGUGACCUGGCCUCGUCUCGGGACUACGAGCUCUGCGUUCUGGCGGUUUACGACGACGGCGUGACGGCGCUGACCGCCACCCGCCUGGUGGGCUGCGUCUCCUUCACCACCGAGCGCGACUUCCACCGCUGCCGCUCCCUCCACGACCAGUUCCUGGGCGGCACCAUGAUCAUCGUCAUCGGCGGCAUCAUCGUGGCGUCCGUCCUCGUCUUCAUCUUCAUCCUGCUGAUGAAGUACAAGCUCCACAGCCAGCACUACAAGCAGAAAGCCGCCAGGGUCAGCAACGUCUGCUCCCAGACCAACGGCGGCCAGCAGGGGGCGGCGGCGUCCUCCGCCCAGCCGCCGCCGCCGCCCACCCGCUCGUCCUCUUCCUCCGGAUCGGCCAAUAAACCGUCGGCCCCGCUCAGCCAGGACAGGCCUGAGGGCUGCGGGGGGCAGGACAGCGGAUACGGGGCUCUUAGAGGAACCACGGUGGUGGACUUGAACCCGGAGUACGGGAAAUCCGUCAAAGAGGACGAUUCCAUAUCGCAAUAACGUCGGAUCAAAACCGACCAGCCUCCCUCCUCCUCCUCCUCUUCUUCUUCUACUUCUUCUUAUUAUUUUUCCUCCCUCCUUCUAUUACUCCUCUACUUGCCUUCCCCUCCCUCCUUCCUUCCUUACAUCUUUCUUCUUCACGUUCUUUUUUCUUCUUUCUUUUCCCUUCUGGUGCUGGGGUCUCGCUGCCUUACCGAGGAUUUACCUCCUGUCCAAGGCAAAACUCAGUCUGGAGGCUCUUAUAAAUUGCCUGGGAUUGGAGCCAAUACACUUCUGGGAGAGGAGGUGGGUGGAAGCCGCCAGUAACAGCAACUGUUUUCAGUCCCUUAUGCAACAAGCUUCUCCAUGAACGACGGACAUUAAUGAGCCUGUUCAGAGCAUAUGGGCGCGAUUUGGUCCUAACCAGAGGCCAUCAAAAAAUAUAUAGAGAAGAAAAGAAGAAGAAGAAAUAAAGAAAAAUGAAGAAAAUGAAAAGAAUGACCUUGGUUGUAGUGGAGAAGCGAACCGAUGAACACGUCUUUUUUUUCACGAACCUGUUGACUAAAAAUAACAAUGGAAUAUAUACCAGGAUUGAGUUUUUGGUGUUUGUGUUCUGGCGUUUCAGCGUUUCACGUUUUAAUGCCGUGUAGACGAGUGCAAAGCCAAAGGAAUAAAACCUUCUGAUUGGACGCCAAACUGAUUGGCGGAUGGAAAUACGAUGUUCUCGCACAGGCUUAUUA
Messenger RNA from Astyanax mexicanus (Mexican tetra), 4116 nucleotides. Its product is annotated as LRR and FN3 domain-containing protein. Bases 1454 to 3397 code for a protein of 647 amino acids. The record is from RefSeq and is a predicted model, not a curated record. NCBI's taxonomy places the organism in Eukaryota, Metazoa, Chordata, Actinopteri, Characiformes, Acestrorhamphidae. Gene Ontology annotation, molecular function: protein binding. The transcript has 8 exons.